AUGGCUUUUACAUCAAAUGUCACUACAUUCACUCUCUCUGGGCUUAAUGUAACAAAGGGAAACAAAUAUUUCUUUUUUUCAUUGGUUCUUCUAGCAUAUCUUACUAUGUUAUUUUUCAAUCUUUGUCUUGCUAUUACUAUUCUCCAAGUAAGGACACUCCACGAGCCCAUGUAUGUCUUCCUUUGUAAUUUGUCUAUUAAUGGAGUUUAUGGAACCUCAGGUUUCUACCCAAAAUUCUUGCUUGAUAUAAUCAGUGACUCAGGAUAUACUCAUGAUAUUUCAUAUAGUGGAUGUCUACUUCAAGUGUUUGUGAUAUAUUCUAGCGUUAUGUGUGAUUUUUCUACACUAACAGUGAUGGCUUAUGACAGAACUGUGGCCAUAUGCCAGCCAUUAAAAUAUCACUCCAUAAUGACAACCCAGGCUGUUAUUCACAUGCUUACUUUUUGCUGGCUGUAUCCCUUGUUUUGUUCAGUUCUUAUGGUAGCUUUGACAAGUGUGUUGCCUUUAUGUGGGUCUCAAAUAGACAAACUGUACUGUGAUAACUGGUCUGUUGUGCGUCUUUCUUGUGUUCCUACCACACUACAUAAUGUGAUUGGAUUCAUUGUAAUACUUUCAUUCAUGGCACAUGCUCUUUUUAUUGUUUAUUCAUAUAAGAAAUUGAUUACUGCAUGUAUACAUUCUAAAGAAGGCAAAGUGAAGUUUAUGCAGACCUGUGUACCACAUUUAGUUACCUUAAUACAUUUUGCUAUGUCUGUACUUUUUGACACAAUGUACAGUCGAUAUGGAUCACGGGGUGCAUCGAGUGUACGCAAUUUCAUGUCUUUGGAAUUGUUAAUAAUCCCGCCACUUUUCAACCCUAUUAUUUAUGGAUUAAACCUUACUGAGCUCCGUAGAAGAAUCCUGAAACCAUGCAAAAGACAUGCAGUAAAGAACACUGAGAACAGAAGAAAAAAUUGA
Messenger RNA from Conger conger (European conger), 957 nucleotides. RefSeq names its product olfactory receptor 6N1-like. Gene Ontology annotation, molecular function: olfactory receptor activity. Bases 1 to 957 code for a protein of 318 amino acids. The transcript has a single exon. Lineage: Eukaryota; Metazoa; Chordata; Actinopteri; Anguilliformes; Congridae. The record is from RefSeq and is a predicted model, not a curated record. Gene Ontology annotation, cellular component: membrane. Gene Ontology annotation, biological process: G protein-coupled receptor signaling pathway.